Molecule: messenger RNA, 1146 nt
Organism: Aureobasidium pullulans EXF-150
Lineage: Eukaryota; Fungi; Ascomycota; Dothideomycetes; Dothideales; Saccotheciaceae
Exons: 7
Coding region: 1-1146 (381 amino acids)
Source: RefSeq, a predicted model, not a curated record
AUGUCAUCUCCUGAAAAUAUGUCGGGGCACAAAGCUCAACUACGUGGACUCUCAGCGCUCGAAGAAAAGCAAGAAGAAAGAGCGACAAUCUUGUACCCAUCAGGGAAGCAUGACUACUCCCAAGCUGGCAUGUCCGUAACCUCCUCUCGCAAGAGCAAUGCCGAAAAGUGGUUGAUCGCGGCUCGAAGUGAACGUCAAGUGCUCCGCUUCGUCGAACAGUCACUGAUUGGGUAUGAUGACACGUACAAGAAGUAUAUGGAUACUGUUUGGCGGACGACAACACUUUCACCGCUUCUGGGUACGUCUCACCCAACGAACCAUCCGUACGAAAGGGACUCUCUGGAAGACGAGAUCAACAUGGAAUCCAAGUUUGAAUGGCCGGGGAAUGUCAGACGAUCUACUCCCCCGCACAACUCGUUCAAGAUGAACAUGCGUGCUUGCGCUAGACGUGCGACCGCUCAGAAGGGCAGAUUGGCGAAAAGUGAGGAUCCGAAAAAGGUUACAUCUCCAAGAUGCUAUGACAAGGAGCACCAACGUCGUUCCAGUUCAUUGACCGAAUGGACAUGGGACGAGCACGACUCAAACAUGCCAUGUGGCGCUCCAGUCAACCCGUUUACACAAGGAGCUGCCGCAGGUCACGCUGGCGCCCCUCAAGCUGGCCCCCCUGUAGCAACCGCCCCUCAGCCUGGAGCCGAGGAUGGCAUUGCUGCUGUCAUCCGGCGUGGUUCCAGCUCGACACCAACACAAGCCACCCUAGAUGGGUUCGGUGCACCUCUCGUUGCCCGGAUGGAUGCUCAAGCCACUCGAAAUCCAUCGGGAGUCGUUAGGCGUCUCAACGCAGCUAUCAACUGGCUGUACAACCCCAAGCUGGUCAAGGAACUCUGUUCUCAGCUCCCCGACACUUCAUUGGUGACGCUUAGCAGCCACGCAAGCACACUCGUGGCACAGCACUCUUAUCACCGACACAUGAUCUUUAACCUCAACAUGACAAGGGCUACUUAUAUACAACCCGGCAGUACCACGUGCACAUUCUUGACGACAUUGCAUGUCUUUCGAGAAACCUGGGCGCAGCAUGUCCACGCUCGAGCACCAAUUCCAACUUUCGAUAUCCUGGAUACUCGGCGCUCAUCCUUCAUCAUGACUUGA